AUGGCUACCAUCCAUGCCCCCCGCCCUGGCCACUUCCCCUCGGCCCCUCCCGUCGUCUCCUUCCACGGCGUCGUCGCCGGCGCCGGCCUCUCCCUCUUGCGACGGGACCUCCAGCCCGGUCUCGACGCCUCGACCGUGUCUUCGUUCCUCAAGGCUUUUGUGCGCAACCCAGGGGGUUGCCUUACCUCGGCAUACCCACCUUGGUUCCCACCCCCCCACAAACCUAUCGGAUAUUCGGACCAGAUUGCCGCUGGCAGGUGCAGCACAUUUGAACGCUGGAGCCUGAAAGAUGUGGACAAGCGCGAAGUUUCUCGCAUCUUUCAACAAAUCGAAGAUAUACAAAUUCGAAUUUCACAGUGCGAGCAAGAAUUAAAGUCCCACAAGUCACCACGAUUCGAGUAUGAGGAGAGACUGGCCGAUGUCAACACCCGCAUUGAUGAGGCUUGGGAACGUCUGUUUUCAGGUCAAAGCCCGAUCGAUCGUUCCGAGCUCCAGAGCAAGAUUCUGAAUUAUGGCCGGGUGCAGAGGCUUCUUACCAGUGUCGUAUCGAUGCUGUUUGGAAAGACUCGUGCAAAGGGCUUAUCGCAGUAUUGGAAUCUAUGCUGCUUCCAAAUACACCGCAAGAAGCAGAAGACAGGGAGCUCCAGCAAACACUUCCGAAUGGGUCAACUAGAGAUCAGCCGAAAGGCUCUCAACCGGCAGCACCCGUCGAAUCAGUUGGGCGUCGUGGGCCUCCUGGGGGGCCUUGCACGGAGACCACUGACACCUGCGGCAAAAGCAACAGGGCUCGAUAGGAUGAUUCAGCCGCAGUGGAAGAGGCGACGAAUCACUGAGAGCCAAGAGCGGCAUAGUGACGAUUCACUGAACGAGAAUGACGGGCAGUUGCAGGAUGAUAUAGCCAGAUAUCUCACCCCUGGCGAAGUCUACCUUGCUUUCAAAUCCGACGCCUGGUCGCCAGUACUUCUCUUGCCCACAGACAAUUUGCACGAUGUUGGCCUUCCAAUUACAAUCGAGGCAUUGGGUCUGACGAAAAACGUCCCGCACUGUUAUGAGUACGACCGGGAAGAGAAAAGCUUUCGAUGGCGAAAGGAGUACGAGGGUGGCGGACGUCUUUUCGCAGAGCGGCAAUACCCCAUCAUAUUUUUUGAUGGCUUGGAUUUUCCGGAGAGAAGCUCAGUCGGCUGGGUCGCUGCCAGAGACCUCCGAAGCUUCGACUUAAUGGAUGCCAAUAUUGACAAGCGCAUCAAACACGUCGGGCGGGUUCGCCAGUUUGUCAAUGAGCGGGAAAAGUCACGAGCAAAGGAUAAGGAUGAUGCAUCUGCCUCUCAACGAGCAAGGUCUGUUGAUGGUGACGAUACUAGGAGCUUAGGGGCUUUCCGUUUGACGCCCAAAACCAGCUGCGGAGAUCAAUCUCAGUCGGGUGAAAUCGGAUUAUGCGCGGCCAAAAAGGACCCGAAGGUCUCAAUCGACGGGGAAUGCUCAACUGACGAUUCGGAACCAAGACUUGGGUGCGAUCCCAAUCGAGAAACAGCGAGCUGCCCCAAAUCCGAGCAGGAUCGCGAUGGCGACCGCCCCAAGGAGGACUUCGGUCUUGCACCUCAUUCGAAGGCUCCCAUAUCAACUAUGGGUUCGACCUCAGGAUCUGACGAUGGUACUCCAUGCAGCGAAGGGAUUACGAGGUCACGCCUGCAGGAUCAUCUUGCUUCUGAUACUACGAUUAUAGUGCGCGAUGAGCGGCCACCAAACACUGCCCAAGACGGACCUGAGCAAAUUUUGUUGGACCACGAACUGCGACGCCUCAACACCAUUCGAAGGCGACGGCCGAUGCGCAGAAUUCGUCACGCUUCUACGAAAUCCUGGAUGUUGAGCCUAACAGCGAGCGAGAAGCUCAACCCAAUGGGCCGGACGUGGGAUGCCAACUUGAGGGUGUUGGCGCGAAUGAUUGUCUGCCUCAUACUCAGACUGCUACUGCACCUACAUCCACGUCAGAUUUGGAUGAUUGUGAACAUGAGAAACAAGCUCUUCAACCCGAAAACAUGGAUAAACUUUGCAGUGACGGGCUGCGAUUGGCUACUGCGACGCGGACGUCUCAAGGUUUCCUUCAACUAG
Molecule: messenger RNA, 2109 nt
Organism: Hirsutella rhossiliensis
Lineage: Eukaryota; Fungi; Ascomycota; Sordariomycetes; Hypocreales; Ophiocordycipitaceae
Exons: 9
Coding region: 1-2109 (702 amino acids)
Source: RefSeq, a predicted model, not a curated record